ACUAACGUAACUCUUUCUCAAAAGCCCUGCUUUAAGAGUCGUCAUUAUCAGAUGACUCGUAAAUUAUGGGUUUCAAGUAUUUGCUGGUUGUGAUGUAUCUGUGGGCUUGGAUUGGAUCCUCCUUGGCUUUUACUACUUCUAAUGAUGGGUUAAUGAGGGUUAUUUUAAAAAGGAAGAAUUUGGACAUUCACAGUGUUAAUUCUGCAAGGAUCAAGGAGGCUGCUCAUCCCAAACUUUUAGGGAGUGUUAAUAGGAAUCAUUUAAAAGCAGGUGUAGUGUAUCUAAAGAAUUAUCUUGACGCACAAUAUUAUGGAGAAAUUGGUAUAGGAUCACCUCCACAAAGCUUCAAAGUCGUGUUUGACACUGGAAGCUCGAAUCUUUGGGUCCCGUCUUCCAAAUGCAUCUCCUCUAUUGCUUGCUUUUUCCAUUCCAAGUAUAGGUCGAAGCUAUCUAGCACCUACAUGAAAAUAGGAACACCUUGCAAAAUCCCUUAUGGCCGUGGACACAUUUCUGGCUUCUUCAGCCAAGAUAAUUUAAAAGUUGGGGAUAUCAUCAUCAAAGAUCAAGAAUUUGCUGAGAUUACAAAGGAGAGGUCUUUGGCAUUUUUAGCUCUGCAUUUUGAUGGGAUACUUGGACUUGGAUUCCAGGAUACUUCAGUUGGACAAGUCACACCAGUGUGGUAUAAUAUGAUAAAACAAGGGCACGUGGGUCAAAAGAUCUUCUCUCUUUGGCUAAACCAAGAUCCAAUGGCAAAGACAGGGGGUGAGAUUGUCUUUGGUGGUAUUGACUGGAGGCACUUUAGGGGUGACCACACUUAUGUUCCACUUUCUCAAAAGGGUUAUUGGCAGAUUGAGGUGGGAGAUGUUCUACUGUCAAACAAUUCAACAGGCCUAUGUGAGGGUGGCUGUGCUGCCAUUAUUGACUCAGGGACAUCUUUGAUUGCUGGUCCAACAAGUGUAGUGACACAAAUUAACCAUGCCAUUGGAGCAGACGGAUAUGUGAGUUUUGAAUGUAAAAACAUCAUCCAUAACUAUGGCAAUUCGAUAUGGGAAUUCUUAACUUCUGGGUUAAGACCUGAAAUUAUAUGCGUUGACAUUGGAUUCUGCUCACGUAAUAGAUCACAUAAUGAUGUUAUUGAAACAGUGGUACAUAAUGAAAGUCGGGGCGAGUCACGAACCAGAGAGAGCCCCUUGUGUACUUUUUGUGAUAUGAUUGUCUUUUGGAUUCAAGUUCAACUUAAGCAAAGGAAUUCAAAGGAAAAAAUAUUGAAAUAUGUAGAUGAGCUGUGUGAGAGGCUUCCCAAUCCCGUGGGACCAUCAUUUAUAAACUGUAAUAGUAUUGCAGCUAUGCCACAAAUUACAUUCACUAUUGGAAACAAAUCAUUUCCUCUCUCUCCAGAACAGUAUAUCCUAAGAGUUGAAGAAGGCUGCUCUACUGUCUGCUAUGGCGGUUUUGUUGCUCUAGAUGUUCCUCCUCCACAGGGUCCCCUCUGGGUUCUCGGAGAUAUUUUCUUGGGGGCAUAUCACACGGUUUUUGACUAUGGGAAUCUCCGAAUAGGAUUUGCUGAAGCUGCAUAGUCGAAGUCUGGUCUCAUUACUGUGCCAAAUUGUUUUUAGGAAAAAAUAAAUAAAUAAGCACAACAAAUAUUUCCUAAAAAGGCAAAGUGAAGCAAAAAUAAAAGAAAUGCACCAGCCGGGAAUCGAACCCGGGUCUGUACCGUGGCAGGGUACUAUUCUACCACUAGACCACUGGUGCUAUUGUUGUUAUGUAUAUAAAUUAAAAUCUUAACUUUAUUAGGCUAUAUCAAAUAAAUCAAACAUUAUCGCAUUUGGGAAUUUAGCAAACAGUAUUAUUAUUUUCAAUCUUGAAUUUGUAUACUUUCUUUUUACAUAUUCCAUUUAUGAGAAAAGGAAGACAGAUUAAAGGGGGUGAAUAAUGCAGUUCAGAUAUACCAAUUAAGAGUGAAUGCAUGUACA
Gastrolobium bilobum is the source of this 1976-nucleotide messenger RNA. Its product is annotated as cyprosin-like. The record is from RefSeq and is a predicted model, not a curated record. Gene Ontology annotation, biological process: lipid metabolic process; proteolysis. The transcript is spliced from 14 exons. Bases 66 to 1577 code for a protein of 503 amino acids. Lineage: Eukaryota; Viridiplantae; Streptophyta; Magnoliopsida; Fabales; Fabaceae. Gene Ontology annotation, molecular function: aspartic-type endopeptidase activity.